This is a messenger RNA of Cuscuta campestris, 746 nucleotides long. NCBI's taxonomy places the organism in Eukaryota, Viridiplantae, Streptophyta, Magnoliopsida, Solanales, Convolvulaceae. The record is from the annotation of a GenBank genome assembly.
GUGGCCAUGCGCGCCCCAGAGCUGGUGGAGCGCUUCGAGUGGUAUGUGGUGGAGAAGGCCAAGGGCGAAGAGGAGCUUCGGAGGCUGCAGGAGCACGUGGCUGGCCUCGAGGGGAAGCUCGCUGAUGCGGAGGAGCGGGCUCGAGUUGUGGAGCAGGCCCGCAUUGCUGCUAAGGAGAAGGCGCGCCGUCUUGAUGAGGAAGCCGAGCAUGUAAUUGAGGCCUUUCAGACCUCCCCUGCGUUCGAUGAGGCGGCUCUCUCCCGCAUGGACGAUCUUUUGAAGAUCUGGGCUCAAACUCCGGCCGGCCAGCGUCUCCUUCUCAAAGAAGGGCAAACCAACUAUUCCCUGGGGCUGCAACGGGCUCAAGAGGUUUUGCUCGAGCGGAUCCGAAAGGGGAAGGAACUCCCGAAGCCAUGCGAGGACCCUGAGGAGUUUGACUCAUCCAUCUACUACUCCGAGGACGAGGACGCCAAUGGCGGGGGCGAGGACACCGCCGGAGGCCGAACGGCCGUUGCCGGGGUGCUUGUGCUUGCCCAUACGGGGCCAUGCCCACGUUUAGCCCGCCUAGGCAUGUUAGCCUCGCCUCGUCGCCCAACCGAGGACGAGCGCGGGCUCGCCUUCUCGGCGAGAUGCUCCGACCAAACGCCUUGGCCUUGGUGCCUUUGCCAUGUACUCUCCCCUUUUUCAGGGAUGAAUAAGAUAUGAAUUUUUGCGCCAUGUACUCUCCCCUUUUUCAGGGAUGAAUA